AUGGCUCCUGUGAUCGAGUCAGCCGGCGUGCGCCUGCUGAUUGUUCUGUGUGUGGUGGUCUGCACCGUGCUGCUGAGCAACCAAUACCUGGAAGAGCUGCUGCCACAGGUAAAGGUCUCCGCGGAAGUCGCAUGGGGCUUGGUCUCUAAAGGAUAUGGAUUGCUCUACGUCAUGGUCUUUGCGUCGUUUCAUAGCCAGGUCGUGCCUCUUUGCGGCAAGAAAGGAGUUUCGCCAGUGUCCGACCUUCUCUCGAGGGCGAGCAAGGACUUUUCUGGCUACCGGAAGGUCCUGUACUUUCCGACCCUUCUCUGGCUUGAUGAUAGCGACGCCAUGCUUGUGGGCCUGAACGGUGUUGGUCUGCUGGCCGGCCUUCUUGCCAUUUGCGGCGGCUUAGCAGGCUGGCUUGGACUACUCGUCGCACGAGUCUGCCUACAGUCUCUGGCAGUCGCAGGAGAGUUCUGGUACGUUUGGGACUACAUGGUUCUCGAGGCGGGGGCUCUGGUCCUCCUGCUUCCGACUUCUGCACCGCUGCCGGCCCUGGGUCUGACAUCGACGCCAGCUCCGUGUGUGGCACUGGCCUGGCAGUUUCUGGCUAUUCGCCUCAUGCUCGGCUUCGCGAAGACGAAGUUUGGUGGGGCUCGCGUUUUCGAGGACAACCUGUACCUUCAGGGAUUUUUCAUCUGGCAGCUGCUGCCAAAUCGGCUCAGCUGGUAUCUGCAUCACGCGCCCCUGUGGUUUCUCAGAGCCGGCUACGUCUUCAUGCUCUAUGUCGAGGUGAUUCUGCCGCUUUGCGCCUUCUUUGGAGGAGCGCCCCGCUACAUCGCUGCCUGCGGACUGAUCGCGCUGAUGUUCGGCAUCUACCUAACAGGAAACUGGGGCGCCUUCAAUUUCGGAUAUGCCAUUGUGUGCGUCGGCUUGUUCGACCUGGAUGUGGCAUAUUCGAGCUUCUUCUCUGCCAGAGAGCUGGGCGACUGCUUCUGGUCGGAUAUCCUUCUACGCCCACUGAUGACGGUUUACAUGUUUCUGAGCCUGAUCUACUGCGUCUUCGAUACCUGGACGAACACAUCCUGGCCCUACUACUACUGGGAGAUCAUCCCAGAAUUCCAGCUCCAUGGGCUGAUCGGCCUCAUCAGACUCUUAGGACCCUUUCGCCUCAUUAGCUCCUACGGCGUCUUUCCUCCCGAAGCUCUGCCUCAGGUCCGCACCACCUUGGUGUACGAGGGCAGCCAGGAUGGCACCUGGUCAGAUGAAGAUUUUUGUGAGGCUCAGGGGAAAGCGAAGAUGGCAGACGCGGAGAAACUGCCCCCCCUGGAUGAUGACGCCGACUCUUGGGCCCAAUGUCAACGCCCGCUUGUGGAAGCCUACCGGGAUGCCAGGGCCAGCGGGCCCGAGUGCCUGGAAGCCCCGAAGGGCGCGGUGAAGAUCUCGCCAGGGCGGUUUUGGCAAGCUCGUGCGGAGGAGCAUGUUUACGUCAAAGACGCGCAUGCCGACUCCACCGACAAAAUGCUGCAGAAGCAAGCAGAAAUCCUGAAGCGACUGGACCACCAGACGGAGCUGUUGAGCCUGCUCGUGUCGAAGCCUCCCUUGGGGAUGCGGAGAAUCAGCCUGGAGCGGCCUGAAGUUGCCGCCUGCCACAGCAGUGGCUGCAACAGCGGCUGCCACAGCAACAGCUCUCAACAGGUUCGGGCAAAGGUGAAUCACGACGAGCCAGCUCGUCCCAAAAGAACUUCGUUUACGCCUCAUCUCUUCAAGACCUUCUCGCAGACCGAGCUAAGUCGUCGCCGGGAGGCCAAGGCUGUCUCAGUGGAGCGGUCGGUGACGGCCGCGAUGUCUUCGGAGGCGCCGCCAUACUGUGCAGAGCGACUGGUGAAACAUCCUGUCUUUGACCUCUUCUUCACUGUGGUGGUCAUCACGAACUCGAUCUUCAUUGGUGUGGAGCUGCAACUCAGCAUGUCAACUGGGUGCAGGUCAAUCCCUGUACAGGCUGUACAAUACGUCUACACUCUUCUCUUCACUCUCGAGCUUGUGCUCAGGGUUCUGGGGCAGGGCCCCAGCCUAUUCUGGCGUGACGAGUGGACGUGGGCCUGGCUUGAUCUAUUCAUCGUGGCGACGUCCUUGUGGGAGGUGGCCGUGGAUGUCUACUACUACAGCCAGGGCAAUACGGACCUCACCGCCCUAUCAGGCAUGUCGAGCCUCAAAGCCUUCCGGAUCAUCCGAAUCACCAGGCUCAUCAAGGCUGUCAGACUCGUGCGGAUCCUGCGCUUCGUCAUGGCUUUCCGAACACUCAUUACCUCCAUCCUGCACACGCUGAAGUCGCUGUUCUGGGCCCUCAUGCUGUUGGCCUUGAUCAUCUACGUUUUUGCAGUCCUCUUCACGCAAGCGGUGAACGACGUGCUCAAGGAUCCCGAGUCGGGCCUUUCGCAAGCAGAUAUUGAUGCCAGUGUGCUCUACUUUGGUACGCUUCCGGAGACGAUGCUGAGCCUCUUCAUGAGCAUCUGCGGUGGUGUGAGUUGGGAGAACGUCCUUGCACCACUGAAGAGUAUGUCCGUGAUUUGGGUCCUGCUCUACCUGUUCUACAUAGCCUUCACUUAUUUCGCGGUGAUGAACGUGGUAACUGCGGUCUUUUGCCAGAGCGCCAUUGACGGGGCCCAGAACGACCACGCAUCGAAGGUGCAUGCGAUCCUGUCGAACAAGGAGGAGCAUCUGGGAAAGAUCAGGGCUCUGUUCUCUCAGUUCGGAGCAGAAGACGGCGUCAUCACCUUCGACCUCUUCCGGGAAAAGAUCAAGAGCCCAGAGGUGCGUCAUUAUUUCCAAACGCUGGGUUUAGACGUGUGGGAUGCGUGGUCCUUCUUCAAGCUGCUGGAUGAGGAUGCCGGAGGGGCCGUGGAGAUCGAAGAGUUUCUGAUGGGCUGCUUGCGGUUGCGCGGGCAGGCCACGGCUAUGGAUGUUGGAAAGCGCCGGCUCUGCAAGAGGCAAGUGGUGUGGUGCCGUGAAGAUGGAAGCCAAGCAGAGCCAAGGAUCAUCAAUGACCAGCAGUGGCUGAUUCGAAACCAGGGCAAGUUCCACGCCUACAUGGAGGUCGAGCUUCGGCAGCUGAAAGAGCAAGUGUCGAUCCUAACUGGUGUCAAUCUUUCGUCUGAUGAGCACAUAGGGCUCAUCUUCGGGCAGAAGGAAGACAUGUACCGCUACCAGCCGCACAGCUGCCAAUCCGUGCCGUGCCGCCUCGCGCCGCACCAUGCGCGCCUGGACCACCGGGCGCAUUACCCCUUCGAGGUGACCAGCAAGAGUGACCUUACCUCUGCGUACAGCCUGACAGACCACAAUCCGUACUGCUAUAGUCCCGUGAGCUUCGCCCACCGCGUCGCCCAGCGCUUGUUGGAGGGCGAGGAGUCCGUCCUGGGCCUCUUCGCGUCGAACCCGUUUCCAGAGAAGGCUCCAGCUUUCGUCCGAGUAACAGGCUACGGGCUGAGCCCGUGCAGCAUCGCUCACCACCAGAAGACGGGGAACUGGUGGCAUGCGCAGCAGUUGUGCGAGGUCGUGCCUCCGCGUCAAACUGACCCCAGCAUUUGGCAGCGGUGGGUUCCACACGCCGAGUGCUUCCACCCAGAGCAUGAAGUGUGGCGAAGCCGCAGUGGCCCGGUACAGGCCCUCCGUGCCAGUGAUCCGAGUGAUGUCGAUGCAGCGGUUUUCUGCGAGGGCAUCGGCAAGGACGAGGUCGCAGCUUUCUGGUCUGAGUUUAUCCCGAGCGUGCAGCGAGCACGCGGUGACUGGGCCAGUCUUCCCUCGCGAGCGCGGGAAUUGGCCGAGCGCACGGCCCCGGCCAAGCUGGCCCUUUACGAGCGCAUUCUCGCGCGCUAUGUACUGCUUUUGCUUCGACAAGUUUCCCCACAGCUUGUCCAAAAGAUUGGCAUUGCCAUCCUCUUCGGCACCUGGCGACUUCAUCUGCUUCUGCACGAUGUGGUUGCUGAAGGCAAAGAUGCGUACCUGGACACGCUCAAGAAUCCUGAGUCCUUGCUUCCACGGGCCGAGAAGAUCCAGGAUCCGCAGCUUCUGGAUUUGCUGGGCCUUCUAAGACCCGCAGACCUGCAGUUCGAGGACUGCAAGUUCCAUUACCAUUAUGCUGCCAAGCAGCGCCCCGACCGUCGUGGUUUCCUCAAGAGCAUCUGCGAGUUUGACUAUGGUGGCAUGUACUCCUUCGUGAAGUUCAUGGCUCAGCAACCCAGCCUGUCGCCACUUUGGCUACCCAAGGCCGAGUUGCUGAAUUCCGGGGCUUGGAUCGUGGAGGGCUACCAGGACCAAGGCGAGGCAACUGCAUCCGCUUCUCUGAGCGCUCCACUUGUCAGGCGGAGGGCCUCUUCCGAGGAUUCACGCCGCUGUGAGCGACACAAGCGGGUGCUCUUCGUCAAAACGGUCGUGGGCGGAAAGAUCGACAAGACCGUGGAGAUUCCCUAUGGUCAUUGCGAAGUCGGCCUGUGGUAUCGCUGCCGUGCGCAUGAGGCCACCGGGCUAUCCAUUCGACAGAUGAAGUUGCUGUUCGCAGGGGCUCCCUUGCCCGACGACCGGCGACAUAGUGGUUUGCAGGUCGGCAGCACGCUUCACCUCGUCGUCCCGGCGCAAGAGCCAAGAGCCUGA
Molecule: messenger RNA, 4632 nt
Organism: Symbiodinium sp. CCMP2592
Lineage: Eukaryota; Dinophyceae; Suessiales; Symbiodiniaceae
Source: the annotation of a GenBank genome assembly